Aplosporella prunicola CBS 121167 is the source of this 1516-nucleotide messenger RNA. RefSeq lists its product as uncharacterized. The coding region runs from base 345 to 1283 and encodes 312 amino acids. The record is from RefSeq and is a predicted model, not a curated record. NCBI's taxonomy places the organism in Eukaryota, Fungi, Ascomycota, Dothideomycetes, Botryosphaeriales, Aplosporellaceae. The transcript has 2 exons.
GCGUAUACAUACUAUACAUAUCUGAACUGGAUUUAAUUUCCGCUUCGUAUAAGUAUUACUAUCUCGUUAAAUGAUAAACCUCGCUUGAAGGUGAAAAAGACUAGAAACUCGUGUAGAGGGCAAACAGUUCUCGUACGUAGUAAUUUGGUGGUCUACUCUAUAGUGGUCAGUGUUUAUGCCUCGCGCGUUACCCAAUGUGGACUCGGGGAUUGGCUGCCUGAUUGCAGCCUACGCUAAGCUAAGAGCACUGCCACGGCAUGCAUGAAUAUUUAAACUCUGGCUUGCGUUGAGAUAAGUACGUUCAAAGUAAAGGUCACUUCCAGUCCUAACAAAAAAAGAAAAAAAUGUCUGCUACUAUCUCGCCAACGCGCGCAUCCAAGCGCAAGAGAGCCGCAGUCAACUACCGCGAAGUAGACGACAAUAUAGACGACAAUGUUUACGAUUCCGACUGGCCCGUAAAGGGGAAACCCUUAAAGAGAAAUAAAAAGACGGCAUCUAACAAGCCACUGCCCAAGCGGAAGAUCUUCCCCUUUCUCAAACUGCCUCGAGAGCUCAAAGACAUGAUCUACGAGCACGUACUCCGCGACAGCGAAGGAAUCAACCUCGUCAACAAAACCAAGCAAUACCGACGAACGGUGCAGCGCGUCCACAACUUCGACGAAUAUAGAAAACUCCUGCAGCGAAAGCAACGACUUCAGAAGCACCGCCACUGCUGCGGCAGCCGAAGACUUCACCAACUUCCAAGCGAAACCGAAGGCGUCAAGCCGCUCGCGCUGCAGCUGCUAGUGACAUGCCGGCAAAUCCACGACGAAGCGCUGCCAAUCCUCUACGGCAGCAACGCCUUCACAUUCGAGAACAUGCCCGCGCUGUUCCACUUCCUCGCCAACACCAGCACCCGCAAUCGCGCCUUGCUCAAGGACCUCACCGUCUGCAGCUUCUUCCAGACAAGCGCCCAGAAGGCCAUGAACCCCCCGGCGUUCGCACUGCUCGCGACAGGCGCUCUUAACCUCAAUCGCUUGUUCUUUGACUGCUUGGUUGCUUUGCCCAAACGUGCUGAUAAGGCCGCUAUCCGUCUUUAUCGCGAUGCGUAUCAUUGGCUGGAGGCGGUGGGUGCUGCAAAGGGGAGGAGCGAUGCUGCGGUUGAUGUCGUGGCGGUUUCGGAUGUUAACUAUCUGAUUACGGAUGCGGGUGAUCGUGAGAAGGAGGUCCAGAGUUUUAAGGAUACGCUGGGUAAGCUGCUAAGGGGGGACAAACUGACGAAGAGGCAGUUGUCGAGAUCGUGAUCAUGUUGAUGCGUGAUUUGUUUGGAGGAGCGUCUCAAUGGCUGUUUGUUUUGCAUAGCGUGCUUUGGAAAGGAGUUGGGUGUCGCGGUAAGCGGAUGGGACUGAGUUUGGACUUGUUCAUUACUUACGGGAGUAGACGUUGCUUUCAAAUGCCCUGCGAAUAGAUCUUAACACUUCCUACAAGUUAUUUAUUUGAUAGACGUAGAGAAUGCAUUUACAACCAAAUAUGUAAC